AUGGUCGAAAUAACAAUAGAUCUUGAUAAUAAGGGUGUUCCUUAUAAUUCAGGAAUUGUGGAAAUAAUAUUUUCCCUAUUGCCAUAUAAAGAGUGUGAUGUUAUAGAUAGGAAAACGCAGUACCCAGUCGUAAAUUCUAAGUUAAAAUGUCUUGAAAGCAAAAUUCUAGGAGUGAAAAUAGAAAACAACAGAAUUUUUGAUAAUGUUAAUUACGUUUACGUCUUUUUCUCAACAAUGAAUAAUAAAGUUCCCUUAGUUUUUGGGGUUUCUACUGGAACUGAGGAUAAGGUAGUUUACUAUACAGGGUUCGCCAAGAGACAUGGAACUCACCAACUGUCCUCACUGAAAAAGGUGUCUAAAGAAAAUCUGCUUGACGUUGUUAUUGGGGAAAGUGACAGAGUUAACAAUACCUUGACUUACUUGUUGGAUAAAAGAACAAGUUAUAACAAUAUUAAGGUGACAGCAAUGGAGAAGCAUCAAGCUAGUGAUCCUGAAAUUUUCAAACACACACCAGAUAAGAUAGAAAAAAGUGCCCAUUUACUCAUUCUGUCAAAUUACAAAAAAUCUAUUACUGAACCUGACGUUUCAUCAUUUUUGAUCCCCGAGAUGCGUGUUCAUUGGUACCAAAUAGAUCAGGGUCCGGAAAAGCUAAUUCCCCUAGCAUUUGAUUACACUAUGAAUGAGCUUUACUAUUUUUACACUAGGGAUAAAAACAACGGGAGUAAAUGGACAAAUUUCCUCAACAAUCGUCAUAAUAUUUUAAAAACAACAACCGGAGAGCAAACAGAAAUGAACAAUAUAGAAAAAAAAUUGCCUGAAAAGAUCGAAGAUCAAAAGCCUUAUGGAUUUAAUGCUCUUUUCUUGGGAUUAAUCUUCUAUAUACUAUUUACCAUAGGAUUUUGUUUGCCUCCACUAUAUAAGAUAUAUAGACAUGCAAUGAAAAAAUACAUUGGCAAACGUUCAACAUAUUAA
This is a messenger RNA of Theileria orientalis strain Shintoku, 972 nucleotides long. RefSeq lists its product as hypothetical. The transcript has a single exon. The record is from RefSeq and is a predicted model, not a curated record. Bases 1 to 972 code for a protein of 323 amino acids. NCBI's taxonomy places the organism in Eukaryota, Apicomplexa, Aconoidasida, Piroplasmida, Theileriidae.